This is a messenger RNA of Striga hermonthica, 450 nucleotides long. The record is from the annotation of a GenBank genome assembly. Lineage: Eukaryota; Viridiplantae; Streptophyta; Magnoliopsida; Lamiales; Orobanchaceae.
AUGAAUGCGGUGGCAUCAUUAUACAGAAGAUUAAGCAUCAGGGAUCUAGUUGCAAAUACUCCAGUUUAUGCCUCUGUCACUGAUGCAUCUGGAGAUGGGCUGAGCUUAGUUUUUAAACGCUGGGCCACCAAGAAAACAGCUGGAUCCACGAAAAAUGGGCGUGACUCGAAGCCCAAGAAUCUUGGUGUUAAGAAAUUCGGUGGAGAGAGAGUGAUUCCUGGGAAUAUCAUUGUCCGCCAAAGGGGUACUCGAUUCCAUCCGGGGAAUUAUGUGGGAAUUGGAAAAGAUCACACGCUCUACGCUUUAAAGGAAGGAUGUGUUAAGUUCGAAAAGAACAAGCUGACUGGGCGCAAAUGGGUUCAUGUCGAACCUAAAGAAGGCUAUGAAAUCCAUCCGAUCUAUGCUAGUGCCGCCGGGGAGUCUUCUAAAAUGAAGACUGCUGCUGCUUGA